Paramormyrops kingsleyae is the source of this 794-nucleotide messenger RNA. RefSeq names its product translation machinery associated 7 homolog (gene tma7). The record is from RefSeq and is a predicted model, not a curated record. NCBI's taxonomy places the organism in Eukaryota, Metazoa, Chordata, Actinopteri, Osteoglossiformes, Mormyridae.
CAGGCACAGAAUAAGACAUCUAUUUCCGGGUGACUCUAGUCUUGGGGUCCUGACUGCGCUCGCUUUGGAAAUUGCGUGCAGACUAUACGGUCGGUAAUAUGUCUGGAAGAGACGGUGGCAAGAAGAAGCCCUUAAAACAGCCCAAAAAACAAGCAAAAGAAAUGGACGAUGAGGACAUGGCUUUUAAGCAAAAACAAAAGGACGAGCAGAAACAGAUGGAGGCGAUGAAAAACAAAGCUGCAGGAAAAGGGCCAUUUGCUGGCACUGGGAUCAAGAAAUCCGGAAAGAAGUGAAAUGACCUUUGGGAAGAUGUUUUGCGUCUCCAUGCUUUCGGGUCCAUUUUGAAAGUCAAAAAUUUAAACUGUGUUCUUUUUUGUGAUAGUUUUGCAACUAUUGUAUUACCUCAGACAUGGUUUUGUUUCGCUCCCAGAAAGCCCCAAUGAAAGACAGCAGUUGCGUACUUCAUUAAACCAUAACUUUUUCUGACACCUGAGGGGUGUUCCACGAAGCAGGAUUUCAAAGUUAGCUGGGUUAAUUUAGACUAGAAGUCAUGACUGUCCAAUAAGAGUUUAGGUAAAGAGCAUUCCUAUUGGGCAAUGACUUCUAGUUUAAGUUAACCCAGCUACCAGAGAAAUCCUGCUUUGUGGAAUACCCCCUGCUUUCAAUAUGCAGCAUUUCUAAAGUCCUAAUUGUCAUUUUUGAGUUGUUUACCUGACUUGUCACAUGAAUUUUGGCUUUCUUAGAUCUCCCCUAAAAUGUAAACAUAUGAAUUAAAGUAUAUCUGAAACCCAGAA